AUGGCAGAUGAUGCAUUGUCUCCUUGCAAUAUGGAUGGCAAAAGUGGCGAGUCUGCCAAUUCCCCGGCUCCUGGAGGAUUAAUCGUGCACGCAGCAAUGUCUUGUUCAAAGGUUGGGGGCUUGGAGCAAAAGACAUGUUGGGGAUUGUAUAGCAGUUCCUCAGAAGGUAUUCUGAAUGCGUUUGGUCUCUGA
Molecule: messenger RNA, 192 nt
Organism: Opisthorchis viverrini
Lineage: Eukaryota; Metazoa; Platyhelminthes; Trematoda; Opisthorchiida; Opisthorchiidae
Exons: 1
Coding region: 1-192 (63 amino acids)
Source: RefSeq, a predicted model, not a curated record